Molecule: messenger RNA, 1282 nt
Organism: Passer domesticus (house sparrow)
Lineage: Eukaryota; Metazoa; Chordata; Aves; Passeriformes; Passeridae
Gene: TSPO
Product: translocator protein
Exons: 4
Coding region: 575-1075 (166 amino acids)
Cellular component (GO): endoplasmic reticulum; membrane
Molecular function (GO): cholesterol binding
Source: RefSeq, a predicted model, not a curated record
GCCCGCGGCACGGCUCGGGACGGGACGGGACGGGACGGGACGGGACGCUGCUCGCCGGAGGGGCCUCCCGCUCCCGCCCCCGCGCGGGUCCUGGCGCUCCCGGAGCGCUGCCGCCGCCGGGACCCCGCCGCGACCCGGACGCCCUCGGCUCCCCCGCGGGUCGGCGGAGAGGGUUGAGGGAGCGAUCCCGCUUCCUGCUUCUGGCGACAGCCCCGUGCCGGCCAGCCGGGAUCCCCCGGGCAGGACGGGACCUACGGUGCCGGAUAGAGACGGGCAGGGCGGGCCCCGCUCACGGGCGGACAGGACUUGGCCAAACACUCCUGGCUUUUCCGUGCCGGCGUUUAGCAUGGAAAGUGCUUUAAAAUAAACAAACCAAGCCACCAAGCUAUGAAGCUUGUUCUUAAUUUUGAUCCGGCACACGAGCUUUUCAGUGGUUGACAGCUGUGCGCGCACCGCAGAAGGGCAGAACCCGUUCCUGUGGUCCCAUCGGGCCGGCGGCUCUGCCGCGCACAUUGGCUCUCGGCACUCGGGAGAAGUUUUCACGCUGCUGUUUAACUAAAGGUUCACUGUCUCAAUGGAAGUGGUACCAGCCUGGGCCCCAGCAGUAGGUUUCACACUCCUGCCACAUGCAGGAGGAAUUUUAGGAAGCAAUAUAACCAAAAGGGAAAUCCCAACAUGGUAUCAAACUCUACAGAAGCCAUCCUGGUGUCCACCUAACUGGGUGUUUGCUCCUGUUUGGGGAACUCUCUAUACAUCUAUGGGAUACGGCUCCUACCUUGUGUGGAAGGAACUGGGGGGCUUCAAUGAAAAGUCAAUGGUUCCUCUGGGUCUGUAUGCAGGGAACCUGGCAUUAAACUGGGCAUGGACUCCAAUAUUUUUUGGAGCUCACAAAAUGGGAUGGGGGUUGGUGACUCUCCUGCUUACAACUGGUACAGCAACAGUUACCACUGCUUCCUGGUACAACAUCAACAAAACAGCAGCUUAUUUGAUGGUUCCUUAUUUAGCUUGGCUAAGCUUGGCUUCUGCACUCAAUUAUCGGAUCUGGAAGGACAAUCACAAGAAAAACUCUGAAUAAGCAGUUUUCAGCCAAAACUAUCUUUUUUCCAUAAUAAUUUUUUAUAUGAAGUUAUGGCCUUAGUUUAGUUUUAGCUGAACUACUUUGCCCUAACUUUGGUAUUUACAAGUUGACAAAACAAAUACAACUUUACUAGGCAAGCCACAAAGGGGUGUAUGCCUGACAGGGUUUUAUAGCAAACUAAAAGAAAGUCUUGAUUGAAAAGUG